Sorex araneus (European shrew) is the source of this 5633-nucleotide messenger RNA. RefSeq names its product synapse defective Rho GTPase homolog 2 (gene SYDE2). The record is from RefSeq and is a predicted model, not a curated record. Gene Ontology annotation, biological process: signal transduction. The coding region runs from base 120 to 3704 and encodes 1194 amino acids. Lineage: Eukaryota; Metazoa; Chordata; Mammalia; Eulipotyphla; Soricidae. The transcript is spliced from 7 exons.
CGCCCCCGCCUCCCCCCGCGGCGGGCUCCUCCCCGGGGGCGGAGGGCGGCGGCGGCGGCGGCGAGACGGGCAGGCUGCAGACCCAGUUGCGAGAGGCCUAUUCUCUGCUGAUCCGGGCCAUGCACGACCUGCCCCCCGACUCGGGCGCGCGCCGGGCCGGCCGGGGCGGGGCGGAGCGCGGCGGCGACCCCGCGGGAGCCUGGGCACCCGGCCCGCCGCCGUCCCCUGGCGGCGCUGCCCACCGCGCAACCCGCCCCGCAGACCCGGAGCCGCGCGCAGGCGGCGGCGGCGGCGGCCGUCGCGGGCAGCAGGUGUCCCCGCCCCGCUCGGCCCCGAGGGAGCCCGGGGGAGGUCUGCGACAGAGUCCUCGGAUGCGACUGUGGUCCAGCCGGAGCCUCGAGGACCUCCGGGCUGGCGCCAAGCCUCCUCCCUUCCAGCGGUGGCCGAGCGACAGCUGGCUCGGGGGCGACCCGCGUGGGGACCCGGACGAAGCCUCGCCACGUGGAGGCGGGAUGGACGGCUGGAGCGGGGACGGCGCGAGGGCCACGGUGCUCGCCGGCACCUCGACUCCCAGCCCCGAGAACCGACUCUGCGCGUCUGGGAGCCCCGGUGGGGAACCCGCGGGGUCCGCGGUGGUUCCCAGCAGCAAAGGAGCCGGCCAGGACGGGCUGCCGGUCCUCAGGCCGCCCGCGGUGACAGUCAAGAAGCUGCAAAAGUGGAUGUACAAGGGACGUCUGCUGUCCCUGGGCAUGAAGGGUCGUGCCCGCGGGACAGCCCCCGGUGUCGCGGGGACCCCGGCCACCCCCCCGAGUCUGAGCGCGUUGGAAAUGCACGCAAGCCCGGUGCUCCAGGUGCCCGCAGACCGAAGGAUGGCGCUGACAGAUUUAUUUGAAAAUGUCUAUGGUUCUUCGAUGAAGAAAAGAGAACUUGAAGAUCUGAAGAAUAAUAUUGGAUUCCAAAGUCAUAAGCCUCUUAAUAGUAUUACUGUGUCUAAGAAACGCAAUUGGCUAUAUCAGAGUACUUUGAGAUCUUUUAAUUUGGAAGAAGAAAAUAAGAAAUGUCAAGAUGUAUGCAUCUCACCUGUUUCCCUUUCUAAACAUCAGCUGUCACGACCUUGCCUCAAGUCAUCUGAAGAAUAUUGUACAUAUAUGGUGUGCAAUGCUACAGAUUCCUCAUUAUCAAGGAACUGUUCUUUAGAUUUUAAUGAGGAAAAUGAUGCAGAUGAUGAAGGAGAAAUAUGGUACAAUCCCAUUCCUGAGGAUGAUGACUUUCCAAAUGCCUUGCGUUUUGGUGAGGCAAACUCUGCUGUCCUCAAGUUUCCCACUGUCAGUUUGAGAGUCAUCUCCAGUAGUGACCUCAUGAAAGCAGAACAGCAUACUGAAGACUUGUUGUGCUUUUCUGAACAUAGAGGUAAUGUUCAGACUGCACAGUCAAAUGAAAUGAUUCCUCUAGAUUCCAUUCAUUCCACAGAGUUUGUGCAGCAGUGCAAGCAAAGGCUUGGACACAAGAUGCAGGAAGGUAUAAUGGAUGACAGUUCCAUGUUGAAAUCUCCUUUUGCAGGUCCUGGGAUCUUAGCUGCUACACAUAAGAUUGAAUUGGGUGUUACAGAACCAUCUUCUCCAAGCCCUAGUCCUGUGAAAAAAGGCAGUUCGAUUAGUUGGUCUUUCCCGGAUAAAAUAAAGUCUCCACGAACUGUGAGGAAACUUUCCAUGAAAAUGAAAAGGCUACCAGAACUUAGCCGAAAACUGAGUGUUAAAGGAACUCUGAAUUAUGUAAAUAGUUCAGAUAAUACUCCAUCCAUGUCUAAAUGUGGUUGUCAAGAAAUCCAUCACACGGUUAUUCUGCCUUCUGGGAACACUACUACAGCUGCCAAGAGGAAUGUUAUAAGUCGGUACCAUCUGGACACUAGUGUGUCUUCUCAGCACAGCUAUCAGAAGAAAAACUCCAUGAGUUCUAAGUAUUCCUGCAAAGGUGGUUACCUCAGUGAUGGAGAUUCACCUGACCUCAUAACUAAAUCUAGCAAGCCUGGACCUGAAAACAAAUUUGGAAAAGGGAAAGAAAUAAUUUCAAAUAGUGGUAGCAAAAAUGAAAUAGACAUCGAUGCCUUUAGACAUUACAGUUUUUCUGAUCAACCUAAGUGUUCCCAGUAUAUAUCUGGGCUCAUGAGUGUGCAUUUCUAUGGGGCAGAGGAUUUAAAACCUCCUCGGAUAGAUUCAAAAGAUGUAUUUUGUGCCAUUCAGGUAGAUUCCGUAAACAAAGCAAGAACAGCUUUGCUCACAUGUCGGACAACAUUUUUAGACAUGGAUCACACAUUCAACAUAGAAAUCGAAAAUGCACAGCAUUUGAAAUUAGUGGUGUUCAGCUGGGAACCUACUCCAAGGAAAAACCGAGUGUGUUGUCAUGGAACUAUCGUUCUCCCCACCUUGUUCAGAGUGACCAAGACUCAUCAGUUGGCUGUCAAACUCGAACCUAGAGGCCUUAUUUAUGUGAAAGUGACCCUUCUGGAACAGUGGGAAAAUUCUCUUCAUGGACUAGAUAUGAAUCGAGAGCCAGUAGUAUUUGGUGUUGACAUUCGAAAAGUUGUAGAAAAAGAAAAUAUAGGAUUGAUGGUGCCACUCCUGAUACAGAAAUGUAUUAUGGAAAUUGAAAAGAGAGGCUGUCAGGUUGUAGGCCUAUACCGAUUAUGUGGUUCAGCAGCAGUCAAGAAAGAACUUCGAGAGGCUUUUGAGAAGGAUAGCAAGGCAGUUGUUCUGUGUGAAAACCAGUACCCAGAUAUAAAUGUAAUAACAGGUGUUCUGAAGGAUUAUUUAAGAGAACUUCCUUCUCCUCUGAUAACAAAGCAGCUUUAUGAAGCUGUAUUAGAUGCAAUGGCAAAAUAUCCUUUGAAAAUGUCAUCAAACAAUUGUGAGAAUGACCCCAGUGACUCUGAAUACACUGUGGACCUGCUGCAUUGUCUCCCUGAUGUUGAGAAGGCAACUUUAAAGAUGUUAUUGGAUCAUUUGAAACUGGUGGCUUCUUAUCAUGAAGUAAAUAAGAUGACCUGCCAGAAUUUGGCUGUGUGCUUUGGACCAGUCCUGUUAAGUCAGAAGCAAGAGACUUCUAACCACAACAACAGAGUCUUUACAGAUUCAGAAGAACUUGCAACUGCUUUGAAUUUUAAAAAACACAUUGAGGUUCUUCAUUACUUACUUCAACUCUGGCCAGUGCAACGUUUGACUGUCAAAGAAUCAACAGGCAGUUUGUUCCCAGAGCAGAAGUCUUCUCUAAAUUAUUUGAGGCGGAAGAAAGAACGACCUUACAUGCUAAAUUUAAGUGGUACUGAUUCAUCAAGAAUUCUUAGGCCAAAGCAAACCAAAUUAGACAGUCCACUUAGCAAUCGUUAUGCAGGAGACUGGAGCAGCUGUGGAGAAAACUACUUCUUAAAUCCAAAAGAAAGUUUAAAUGAUGUGGAUUAUGAACACGUUCUAUCACAAGAUAGAGAAAAUGGAGAAAACUGUAGAAAAGUGUAUGGACCAGAUAUAAUGAUUAAGCAGCCAAUCCCCAUGUCCAAAGAGUGCACAUUUCAAACGUAUUUGACAAUGCAGACAAUUGGUUCUAGAGUGGAUCAAAAAGCCAACCUCAAAGAUCUUCAAGAGAGUAUUGAUACUUUGAUUGGAAAUCUAGAGCGUGAGCUCAACAAAAACAAACUUCAGAUGAGUGCUUGAGAUUGGAAAAAUUUUUAUUUGAUUUUUCAUAAUGACCCGAAAGCUUCAAAUAAAUCUCAUACCUCUGACAGCAAUGCUUUUAUUUUUUACUUUUGAAGUCCUCAGUUAAUUUCUAACCAGCUCAUGUGAUUUAAUUAAAAACACUAUUCAUUAAUGUAAUUUUUAUUGAUCCUCUUCAGAAAUUUUUUUCCUGGAGACAAAGAUAACCUAGACAUAGCUAAAGAUAACUGAGGAUAUUUUGAUCAUUCUUGCCAACCAGUUGUUUGGAGAUACCUUUUUUAAUGCACUUAUAAAAUUCAAACAUGUUAUUAGACCUUUGUAUUUUUGUACAUUGUAGGACUGCUCUUAUAUAGCUGAACCAUGGGUUUCUUUUAGAGAGCAUUGCAGUUGCUUAGUCUCUUCUGCAGUAUGUAACUAUGUACUGCAACUUUGUUUGAUUCAUUUGCAAUGCAAAUGCUGCUAUGAGAAAAUGUUUUUAUAAAUAAAGGUAAAGUAUACAAAUAUAAGUGUAUUCUGUAUUAACAUUCAAUAAUUAUUUAAGCUUAAAAAUUAAAUAUUUUUAUAAUCCUGAAAAUAUGUGUAUAUUUAUAAGUGCAUAUAUGUAUAGGUUUUUAGAGUGGGGGAAGGAUUGACUACAGAAUCACAUGUACAUUUAAAGUAUAUGUGUCAAAAGGCCAAAAAUUAUUAGCUUACCAAUCAAUGCCUUCUUCAGGGAAAAAAAAAAUCUAAGUAAAAGGAGGAGUUAUAUAAAAACACUUGAACCUAAACACUCUAGAAGCAUCUGAAUGGAGAUUAUAAUAGACUUUUUCUAGUUCACAGAAAGUCACAGUAUCUCCAGAGAAAAGUCAUGUUUUAAAUUGAAAUCUUCUAACUUUGUAAGGUAUUAAGUACUAGAUUUUUGCACUGCUGAUUAAGAAUAUUCUUUACACAUUUUAUAUUCUGCCUUUUAAAAUGAAAUAAUUAUACUUAAAAUAUAUUUAUUUGUAGUAAUACAUUUGUAACAUUGACUUUAUCAUUGUCCUCCUUUGCUCCUAAAGAUAUCUUGCCAGCAUGUUAGAUGUUACUGAUUUUUAAAAUUAAUUUAUUUUGGUUAAGUUUACCUAACAUUUAGUCAUCAUAGCAGUCACAGCAGUGUUUGAAUUAUAAACUUAGAAAGAUUUUAAACUAAAUUGGGAUGUAUUUUUUAAACUUUGUACCUACAAAAUAGUGGUUUUAAAAUUAUUUUUGAAAUUGAAUUGCCUGGUUGCUGAAGAGAUAGUAGAGUGGGUAAGGCAUUUUGCUUUGCAUGCAGACGACCUGGGUUCCAUCCCCAGCACCACCUAUGGUCCUCCGAGCUUGCCAGGAGUGCUCCCUGGACACAGAACUGGGAGUAAGCCCUGAACACUGAUGGGUGCGGCCGAAGACUAAAAGCAAAGAGAAAAGAAAACAAAAAAAUUGAAUUGCCAGCUUAAAGAUGUAGUAGCCACUAUGAAAUUGGCUCCUUGAUUUUAAAACAUUAACAUAUUUAACUGUUUUUUUGACUAUACAUUAGUAAAUGGAACACCUUGUUAUUUGAAAACCCAUUUGUUAAAUAGAUAAAUAUCUAUUUUUAUAUAAAAUCUCCCUCUUUUAAAAUUUUGUAUAUCAAUGCAAAGAAUAUCAAAAGAAUAUGUGGCAGGUACAUAUAUUAUAUAGCAAUUUUUAAAAAGUACUUUAAAUGUGUCAUGGAAAGACUAUAUCAAUAUUCUUCCCAUACUUUAUAUCAUGUAUAUUGUAUGAAUUUAUAAGUUGUUCCAUAAAUGUAAAAAUUUUAUUAAGAUGUCAUAACUUUGGUACCAUACUGUUAAUUAUAAUUAUUUUCAGGAUUACUUCUUUGGACUUCAUUGUUUUUAAACAGAGGUGUUAAAAUAUUAACAGCAUAUUUUUACUAUAAAAAUAUGUAAUAAAUAA